This is a messenger RNA of Pterocles gutturalis (yellow-throated sandgrouse), 1404 nucleotides long. Its product is annotated as integrator complex subunit 1-like. The annotation marks the transcript as partial. The transcript is spliced from 8 exons. Lineage: Eukaryota; Metazoa; Chordata; Aves; Pterocliformes; Pteroclidae. Gene Ontology annotation, biological process: U2 snRNA 3'-end processing. The record is from RefSeq and is a predicted model, not a curated record. Gene Ontology annotation, cellular component: integrator complex.
GCACUUGCCAAUGAUUGCAGCACUGCUGCACGGCCGUGUUCACCUCAAUUUCCAGGAGUUCAGGCAGCAGAACCACUUGACCUUCUUCAUCCAUGUCCUGGGGAUCCUGGAGCUACUCCAGCCGCAGGUUUUCCAGAACGAGCACCAGGCGGCACUAUGGGACUGUCUCCUGUCCUUCAUCCGUCUGCUGCUGAACUACAGAAAAUCCUCACGGCACCUGGCUGCCUUCAUCAGCAAGUUUGUCCAGUUUAUCCACAAGUACAUCACAUGCAACGCCCAGGCAGCUGUCUCCUUCUUGCAGAAACACUCGGAUCCACUCCAUGACCUGUCAUCAGACAACAGUGACCUCGCAAUGCUGAAGUCCCUCCUGGCUGGGCUGAGUCUGCCUAGUAAGAGUGGCAUCUUGGAGAGGGGCUCUGAUGAAGAGAAGGAUGAUGAAGCAGCAGCUGGCUCUCUUCCCCUUGUGAGCAUGUCUCUCUUCACUCCUCUCACGCCAGCUGAAAUGGCCCCAUAUAUGAAGAGGCUCUCGAGAGGCCAAACAGUUGAGGACAUCCUGGAGGUGCUGACAGACAUUGAUGAGAUGUCCAGACGGAGGCCAGAAAUUCUCUCCUUUUUUGCUACAAACCUACAGAAGCUGAUGAGUUCAUCAGAGGAGUCCUGCCGAAAUCUGGCCUUUAGCCUGGCUUUACGCUCCAUUCAGAACAACCCCAGCAUUGCUGCAGACUUCCUUCCCACCUUCAUGUACUGCCUUGGCAGCCGAGACUUUGAGGUGGUGCAGACAGCACUGAGGAACCUGCCUGAAUACACCCUCCUUUGUCAGGAGCAUGCAGCAGUGUUACUGCACAGGGCCUUCCUGGUGGGGAUGUAUGGCCAGAUCGACACCAGCUCUCAGAUUUCAGAGGCCUUGAAGGUUCUGCACAUGGAGGCCAUGAUAUGAGCAUGUGGUUCUGGGAGCUUCACUUCCAGAGGAAUUAAUUUAACAGGACUCAUCAGCUGCAUUGAAGCCCUGUAGAAGACAGUGUAUUUCAUCCCAUGUGCUGGAGGAUCAAAGAGGUGAUGCAGCACGCCAGACUGUGCUGAAAAAGGAGAGUGUGCUGACUGAAGAUCAGGAAGGGGCAAGGAUCGAUCUGGCUAAGAUGCCGUUGUUGUGGGAGAACAAUCUCCUGAACAUUGUGCCAAACAGGGACCACUUCCUUCAUGGAGUCUUGGGGCAGUGGUUGUCGGUUUGUUUGGUUUUUUUGUGUCUCCAAGAAGGCAGAGCUGAAGGAGCGCUUGCCCUUGCACUUGUAGUCUCUGCACUCCCUGUGUUGGAGGGAACGUGCAGAUCUGUGCCUGGGGAGAGACCACUUUGUCUUCUGGGGAUGGGUGGGGUUUUUUCUUUUUUAAUUAAAAUUCUCUUGGUUU